Nerophis lumbriciformis (worm pipefish) is the source of this 10636-nucleotide messenger RNA. It is a transcript of the gene scn8aa, whose product is annotated as sodium channel, voltage gated, type VIII, alpha subunit a. Gene Ontology annotation, cellular component: plasma membrane; voltage-gated sodium channel complex. NCBI's taxonomy places the organism in Eukaryota, Metazoa, Chordata, Actinopteri, Syngnathiformes, Syngnathidae. The record is from RefSeq and is a predicted model, not a curated record. Gene Ontology annotation, molecular function: voltage-gated sodium channel activity. Gene Ontology annotation, biological process: membrane depolarization during action potential; neuronal action potential; sodium ion transmembrane transport.
AGUUGGUCGGACUAACACUGACUGUAUGCUGACCUGCCAGCGCCUUCUUUUCUCCACUUUAAAAUCUGCCUGCUCCAACGACAAUCUGAGGCUGGCGCAGGACUGUGGUGCGCACUGGCUGCUGGCCACAGGCCUAAAUGACCUUUAGGAUUUGGAGCAGGAGGCACCGGGCGACACUCCCUCACAUUGUGCUGAGAGUCAUCAAUUAUGCAGGGAAGCCGCUAGGCUCUGAGGAGGGCUAGCUGCUGGAGGUGGAGGUACUAGUGGUGUGUGUGUGUGUCUGUGUGUGUCUGUGUGUGAGAGAGAGGGAAGACGGCAGCAACAAUAUGGCGACAACCGCAGUUUCUCCACGACCAUUCCUGCAUCUGCAGUCCCGCCAAGGCUUCUCCCCGGAUUCCCUGUAACGUUUCCAAGCGUUAGAUUGGAAUUUUCGGUGACGAUGGAUAGUUUUGGCCUUUCCUCAACCUUUGGUGCUUUGCAGAAUGCAUACAGCUGCUAGAGUGGAUGGUCCAAACCUAAAGACCACAUAGUUGCAGGAUGAAAACAUGGCUGCACCCCUUAUCGCACCGCCAGGACCUAAUAGCUUCAAGAGGUUUAAUGUGGAAUCUUUGGCGACCCUCGAGCUGCGCAUCAACGAGGAGAAGAACAAGAAGCCACCCAAGCAGGACAGCAGUUACCGUGACGACGAUGACGAGAACAAGCCCAAGCCCAACAGCGACCUGGAGGCUGGGAAGAGCCUGCCCUACAUCUAUGGAGACACCCCGAAGGGAAUGGUGGCGGUACCACUGGAUGAUCUGGACCCGUACUACCUGAACUCUCAGAAAACAUUUAUAGUGCUGAAUAGAGGGAAGACAAUCUUCCGUUUUAGUGCCACACCUGCCUUGUACUUCAUAAGUCCUUUUAAUCCAGUUAGGCAAAUAGCUAUUAAAAUUUUGAUACAUUCUCUUUUCAGCAUGAUCAUUAUGUGUACUAUUUUGACCAACUGUAUAUUCAUGACCUUUAGUGAUCCUCCCGAGUGGUCAAAACAAGUAGAGUACACAUUCACAGGAAUUUAUACAUUUGAGUCUCUUGUAAAAAUCACGGCACGAGGAUUCUGUAUAGACCGGUUUACAUUCCUCCGAGAUCCAUGGAACUGGUUGGAUUUCAUGGUCAUCUCCAUGGCAUAUGUAACAGAGUUUGUGGACCUGGGCAAUGUAUCUGCGCUGAGAACGUUCAGAGUUCUCCGAGCAUUGAAAACUAUCUCUGUGAUUCCAGGCCUGAAGACCAUCGUGGGCGCCCUCAUCCAGUCUGUCAAGAAGCUUUCGGACGUUAUGAUCCUGACCGUCUUCUGCCUGAGCGUCUUUGCACUCAUCGGCCUGCAACUCUUCAUGGGCAACCUGCGCCAAAAGUGUGUCUUUUGGCCCAUCAACAACACCGAGAGCUACCUGUCCAAUGGCAGCAGGGGCUUUGACUGGGACGAGUACAUCACCAACAAUACAAAUUUCUACUUCCUGCCUGGCCAGUUAGAUGCUCUUCUCUGUGGGAACAGCACAGACUCUGGCCGCUGCCCGGAGGGCUACAUGUGCAUGAAAGCUGGGAGGAAUCCAAACUACGGCUACACCAGCUUUGACAGCUUCGGCUGGGCCUUCCUGGCUCUCUUCCGACUCAUGACACAAGACUUCUGGGAAAACCUCUACAUGCUGACCCUGAGGGCGGCAGGGAAGACCUACAUGAUCUUCUUUGUCUUGGUGAUCUUUGUGGGCUCCUUUUACUUGGUGAAUCUGAUCCUGGCUGUGGUAGCCAUGGCCUAUGAAGAGCAGAACCAAGCCACCAUGGAGGAGGCCUUGCAGAAGGAGGAGGAAUUCAAGGCCAUGCUGGAGCAGCUCAAGAGACAACAGGAAGACGCUCAAACUGCUGCCAUGGCAACCUCGGCGGGAACAGUCUCAGAGGAUGUGGUAGAGGACGAUGGAGGCGGGCGCCUCUCGUGCAGCUCCUCGGAGAUGUCCAAGCUCAGCUCUAAGAGUGCCAAAGAGCGGCGCAACCGCAAGAAAAAAUGGCGCCAGAAAGAGCAAGAAAAGGAAAAAGGUGACAGUGAGAAGUUUGUCAAGUCAGAGUCGGACGACGGCAGCAAGAGGAGUCGUUUCCGUUUUCCUGAUAACCGUCUGGGACGAAAGUCUUCCAUUAUGAACCAGUCCCUUCUCAGCAUACCCGGCUCGCCCUUCCUGUCCCGCCACAACAGCAAGAGCAGCAUCUUCAGUUUCAAGGGCCGCGGUAAGGACGUGGGUUCAGAAAAUGAGUUUGCCGAUGAUGAACACAGCACGGUGGAGGAGUGCGAGGAGCGCCGGGGAUCCCUGUUCAGCCCAUACCGGCGAAGCAGCUACAGCGGCUACCACGGCAAAAGGAACAGCACAGUGGAUUGCAACGGCGUGGUGUCCCUCAUCGGCCCUGGGCCCGGUGGACGCCUUCUGCCUGAGGUGAAAAUAGAUAAGGCAGCUACCGACGACAGUCCAACUACUGAGGUUGAGGUGAAGAAGAAGCUGUCUGGCUCCCUGAUGGUGUCUGUGGACCAGCUCAAUAUCUCUUUUGGGCGGAAAGAGCGGGCCAACAGUGUCAUGAGCGUCAUUACCAACACACUAGUGGAGGAACUGGAGGAGUCCCAGCGCAAGUGUCCGCCAUGCUGGUAUAAGUUUUCUAACACAUUCCUUAUAUGGGAAUGCUCCCCCACUUGGUUGAAGAUCAAGGAGCUAAUGAACCAGUUCGUCAUGGAUCCCUUUGUGGACCUGGCCAUCACCAUCUGUAUCGUCCUCAACACGCUCUUCAUGGCCAUGGAGCAUUACCCCAUGACCCCUGACUUUGAGCAUAUGCUGUCUGUGGGCAAUUUGGUGUUCACUGGGAUCUUUGCAGGGGAGAUGAUGUUUAAACUGGUGGCCAUGGAUCCUUAUUACUACUUUCAAGAAGCCUGGAAUUGUUUUGAUGGCUUCAUUGUGACGCUGAGUUUAGUCGAGCUGGCUCUAGCUGAUGUCGAGGGUCUUUCGGUGCUGCGGUCGUUCCGAUUGCUGAGAGUGUUUAAGCUGGCCAAGUCAUGGCCGACUCUCAACAUGCUGAUCAAAAUCAUUGGUAACUCGGUGGGCGCUUUAGGAAACUUGACUCUAGUGUUGGCCAUCAUCGUCUUUAUCUUUGCCGUGGUGGGCAUGCAGCUGUUUGGCAAGAGUUACAAAGACUGCGUGUGCAAGAUCGACGCCGACUGUGAGCUGCCACGAUGGCACAUGAACGACUUUUUCCAUUCUUUCCUGAUCGUCUUCCGGGUGCUGUGUGGUGAGUGGAUUGAGACCAUGUGGGACUGCAUGGAGGUAGCAGGCCAGGGCAUGUGCCUCAUCGUGUUCAUGAUGGUCAUGGUCAUCGGUAACUUGGUGGUGUUGAACCUGUUCCUUGCCUUGCUGCUGAGCUCAUUCAGCGCUGACAACUUGGCUGCAACGGACGACGACGGGGAGCUCAACAACCUGCAGAUUUCCGUCAUACGCAUCAAGAAAGGUAUUGCGUGGUCAAAAGUCAAAAUGCGUCUGCUGAUGGCCAGUUUGUUGAGAAAACCGCCAAUGGAGGAUGAGCAGAAGCCUUUGGACGACAUGUACGACAAGAAGCUCAACUGCAUUGCCAACCACACUGGGGUCGACAUCAACAGAGAUCUGGACUAUGCAAAGAAUGGUAAUGGGACCACCAGCGGCAUUGGCAGCAGUGUGGGCAAGUACAUGAUCGACGAGGACCACAUGUCGUUCAUCCACAACCCGAACCUGACCGUCUGUGUGCCCAUUGCUGUUGGGGAGUCUGAUUUUGAGAACCUUAAUACGGAAGACUUCAGUAGCGAGUCGGAAAACGAAAACAGCAAAGAGCUGGACGACACCAGCUCAUCAGAGGGAAGCACGAUUGACAUCAAGCCAGAUGUGGAGGAGGUGGUGGUGGUGGAGCCGGUGGAGGAAUACAUGGAACCAGAAGCAUGCUGGACAGAUGGGUGUGUGGCCAAGUACAAGUGCUGUGAUGUCGACAUUACCAUGGGCUGGGGGAAGCCGUGGUGGUUCUUGAGGAAAACUUGCUACCUGAUUGUAGAGCAUAACUGGUUUGAGACCCUCAUCAUCUUCAUGAUCCUCCUAAGCAGUGGAGCUCUGGCCUUUGAGGAUGUGUACAUUGAGCAAAGGAAAACCAUCCGGGUCAUUCUGGAAUAUGCAGACCGAGUUUUUACCUACAUCUUUAUCCUGGAGAUGUUGCUGAAAUGGGUGGCCUAUGGUUUUGUCAAGUACUUCACCAACGCUUGGUGUUGGCUGGACUUCUUCAUUGUGGAUGUGUCUAUAGUCAGCCUUGUAGCUAAUGCGCUGGGCUACUCCGAUCUAGGGCCCAUUAAAUCUCUCAGGACACUAAGGGCCUUGAGACCCCUCAGAGCCUUGUCACGUUUUGAAGGGAUGAGGGUGGUAGUCAACGCCUUGGUGGGUGCCAUCCCUUCCAUUAUGAAUGUGUUGCUGGUUUGCCUCAUCUUUUGGCUGAUUUUCAGUAUCAUGGGGGUCAACCUGUUUGCGGGCAAGUACUACUUCUGUUUCAACGAGACCUCUGAGGAAUACUUUCCUGUCGAUGUGGUUGACAACAAGACCCAAUGCGAAGCCCUCAUUGAGCAAAACUUUACUGAGGUCAGAUGGAAGAAUGUAAAAAUUAACUUUGACAACGUGGGCGCCGGCUACCUGGCCUUGCUGCAAGUGGCCACAUUCAAAGGCUGGAUGGACAUUAUGUAUGCCGCUGUGGACUCCAGAGGGGUGGAAGACCAGCCCAAAUAUGAAGGCAACAUCUACAUGUACAUCUACUUUGUCGUCUUCAUCAUAUUUGGCUCCUUCUUCACCCUCAACCUCUUUAUUGGUGUGAUCAUUGACAACUUCAACCAGCAGAAGAAAAAGUUUGGAGGUCAGGAUAUCUUCAUGACAGAGGAACAGAAGAAGUACUACAACGCCAUGAAAAAACUGGGCUCGAAAAAGCCUCAAAAACCCAUCCCUCGACCACAGAACAAGAUCCAAGGCAUGGUGUUUGACUUUGUCACGCAGCAGGUUUUUGACAUCUCCAUUAUGAUCCUCAUUUGCCUUAACAUGGUCACCAUGAUGGUCGAAACGGACGACCAGUCGGACGAAACGGAGAAUGUCCUCUACUGGGUCAACUUCAUCUUCAUCGUGGUCUUCACCACAGAGUUCUUGCUCAAGCUCUUUGCUCUUCGCCACUACUACUUCACCAACGGCUGGAAUAUCUUUGACGUGGUGGUGGUCAUCCUGUCCAUUGUUGGUAUGUUCUUGGCCGACCUCAUUGAGAAGUACUUUGUAUCGCCGACUCUGUUCAGGGUGAUCCGGUUGGCUCGUAUCGGACGUAUCCUGCGUCUCAUCAAAGGAGCUAAGGGCAUCCGGACUUUACUGUUCGCUCUGAUGAUGUCACUGCCGGCCUUGUUCAACAUCGGCCUCCUACUCUUCCUGGUCAUGUUCAUUUUCUCCAUCUUCGGCAUGUCCAACUUUGGUUAUGUGAAACACGGAGCCGGCAUCGACGACUUAUACAACUUUGAGACUUUCGGCAACAGCAUGAUCAUCCUGUUCAUGAUCACCACGUCGGCCGGCUGGGACGGCUUGCUCCUUCCCAUCCUCAACUACCCGCCGGACUGCAACCCCGCCUACGAAAACCCCGGAACGAACGUGAAAGGCAACUGCGGCAACCCUUCGGUGGGAAUCUUUUUCUUUGUCAUGUACAUCAUCAUUUCAUUCCUGAUCGUGGUGAACAUGUACAUUGCCAUCAUUCUGGAGAACUUCAGCGUGGCCACCGAGGAAAGCGCCGAUCCACUUAGCGAGGACGACUUUGAGACGUUCUACGAGAUCUGGGAGAAAUUUGACCCGACCGCCUCCCAGUUUAUCACUUUCGCCAAGCUGCCCGACUUUGCCGACGCCCUGGAACACCCGCUUCGUGUGCCCAAACCUAACACAAUAGAGCUGAUCGCCAUGGACAUGCCCAUGGUGAGCGGCGAUCGCAUUCACUGCCUGGACAUCUUGUUUGCCUUCACAAAGCGUGUGCUGGGCGACAGUGGUGAGUUGGACAUGCUGAGGCAGCAGAUGGAGGAGCGUUUUGUGGCAGCCAAUCCUUCCAAGGUGUCAUACGAGCCCAUCACCACCACGCUCCGCCGCAAACAGGAGUACGUCUCCGCCAGAAUCAUUCAGAACGCCUAUCGCGCCCACCUCAUCAGGCGCGGCAUCAUCUUCAAGCGCCAUAUUUUCACAAACAAUAAGCUGGAGAACGGCGGGACCAACCAAGAGCAGAAGGAGAGCACUCCGUCCACGGCCUCGCUCCCCUCCUACGACAGCGUGACUAAACCCGACAAGGAGAAGCAGGACGACAACAAGGACGAGUGGGCCAGGAAAGAGAAGGACAAAAACCAAAAAGACGAGUGGGAAUCCAAGUGUUAGGGUUCGGCGACUCUUCCUGUUCAAUAAAACACAGCGAGAUGAGACUCUGGAGCCCAAAUGUAGAAACAAUUUGCAAGUUACAAAACCCAAGAAAGAAACGUUUACAAACUCGUACUGCUGAGGCGACCUGGUCUCUUAUGUCAUCAAAGACAGCUGAACCAAACACAAUCAGUCUGCUGUAUAGGGACCAAGUUGGACUAUCAGUGUGUUGCCAGUCGCACACAUUCCUAGUGGGGACCAACUUGCCAAGGCGCACACACACACACACACACAAACACACAACAGCAAUCCCUGCCACCGCCGAGCGUGAAGAAGCCCCUUCUGCAAAGCUUCCACGCUGCCGGAGCGGACCGUCCCGCUAGAACUGACCCAUCAGUCUUAAAGGAAGGUUCCAGAACACAGAGUUAAUGGAGAGGAAAAUAAAACAAGUUUAGGGGGGGGGGGGGGGUCAAGGAAACCCAGUACCGUAGACAAAGAUUUGUUUUGUUUUGUUCGUGCUGAGUAGACUUGCAUCUUUACAUCAUUUGAGCAGCAAAAAAACCCAGUCCAUGUCACAAACCUUUCCAUCUCUUUGUUAUUCCGACUGAAGACAUUUUUGGCGCUCGCACUGACCGACCGACUCAGUUUUGACUUGGGCUGAAGGACCGAGUCCCAGAUAAAUACUAUUGUCCUUGUUCAAUGCAUAGAAAUGACUUGCAUGAAGGCAUGUUUUGAACAGGAAUCACGCAUGAGUAAUCACAGUCCACCUAAUCCUCACAACGCCAUGACGGCAAUGAGACGUCAAACCAUGGUCAUUCAGGAAUUUCUUUUUGCUGCUCUGCAUGUCAAAGUGGAAGAGAUGAGAAUAUCCUCAUGUUGAGGAUGCACGGAUUCGGAGAGCAGGUCUUCCUCAAUCCAAAUCUGGGGCGUAGGUUCAUGUCCUUGUUUACUUUCAUCUGUCUUACAGUCUUGAGGAUAUCAGCCCAAUAAUUGUUGUCGCCGCUUUUGUUUUGGGCUGGCGGAGGUAAAAAAAAACGUGUUCCAUGCAGUAGGUUAGGGAUUCAUUUCUUUUGUACACUUUGACAAGAUAUGCAUCAGAGCUUCCCAGCGAACGAGUGCUUUUUGGGACAGUUUGGAGUCUCUCUGAUGUCCCUUGUGAUGCAAUCAUCCUCAGAAAAGGCUUUUUUUUAGCGAGAGUGACACGGCGCGUCUGGGGUUAGCGGCCAGUUAUCCCGAGGACUCGCCUUGUCGUGCCUAUAGCGUCAAUGCAGAAGGGGGGAAAGCGCACCAAAGGGCUUGUGGUUUCUAGAUCUAAAAAAAAAAGGGUUUUGUCUGCGGGCGCCGCUCGGUCACAGAAUCAACGUCCGACUGCCAUGAGAGGAAGGAGGAGACUUUGGGGAAAAGUCAGUGUAUCAUUGUGCUUUUGUGAGACCCUCUUUUCACACAAGUAUAUCACACGCUUCCAAUUUGUUAGGCCGACACAAACAAGGUGAAACAUCAGCAGGCCUCACAUUGAUGCAGCUAUGGUGUGAAAAACAACAAAAAAGAUGAAGUCAUGUGAGGCUUUGUCAAUCCAGCUGCCUCCUUUAGGUGUUCCUGCCAUUCCUUUUCUACACUUGGAGUCGAUGGUCCUAUAUUUCUAAGCGGAUGAGGCGGACGUUUCUCCGGUCAUCCCGCCGUCGCACCACUGAUGCCAUUUGGUGUGUUUAACACUGCCUGGACCCCGACCCCCCGACCCCCUCCCUUUUUUGUGUGUGCCAUGAACCCAGGUCUGUUUACAAUAAGAGCAGAUUUGGCUGCUGCACACUGAAACCAAAUGCAUUCCCCACCAGAACCGUCGCAGGAGCGAGCGGCGUCGUCCGAAACUCAAGCGUGCUCGUUCCGGAUGUGAGCCUUCCCGAGGACUCAUCCAUUCCCGCUGGAAGGAAGAACAAAGACAAAAAAAAAAACCCACACCGAUGUACAGUACAGUACAGUACAGUACAGUGCAGUAUAGUGCAGGCUACCAUGCAAAUGGCACAAUGGCUGACAGAGAACGACCUUUUUGAGAGAAACUAUAAAUAGUGUACCAUAUGAUUUUAUUUUACCGGCAUGCUUUGUUGUGUUUUUUUGUAAAUAAGGAAUUUUAAAAAUGUUACUACUACUAAUCAAAGAAAGAACAAAAACAAAAAGAAUAACAAUAAUAGAAUGGCUUCCAGCUAUGCCCUUUGUCACAUUUGUUACCUUUUGGAUUUUUUGACACACUUUUCACUUUGUUGACGAAUAUUGAAUGAUAUAUAUAUAUACACAGUAUAUAUAUGUAUAUACAUAUAUGUUUGUAUGUAUAUACAUAUAUAGAUAUCGAUAGAUAUAGAUAGAUAGUAUAUAAUACAAAAGAUCUAUACAUGUAUGUCUAUAUGUAUUUACAUAAAACAGAAGAACACUGUCACAUUUGAUUUAUGUGCAACACGUUCAGUGGAUGUCUAAAGAGCACCCGUCAAUGUUGGUAUGUGUGUGUGUGUGCGUGUGUGUGUAUGGGGUGGGGUACCAGCUUAAAUGUGAUGUCAAUGGAGCUGCUUGCCAUGGAUUGUAGCCUGAUGAUGACGACAAGGAUAAUGUUUCCAGCACGUCUCACCUUCACCGUCAGUUUACAGGACACACACAUGCACAUGCACGCAUACACACACUGCCCUUCUCUACCAGCUCUUCCUGAAGGACAUCAGCUGACUCCCUGCCCUACCACCUUUCCUGCCCACCACCACAUCAGUGCCAUUACAGCUCACAUUCCCCCGUCUUCUCAUCCUCAUCUUUUUCCUUUUUCUUCUUCUUCUUCUUCUUCUUCUAGUGUUCCACUCGAUGGCUUGUGCCUUUUUUUCUGCAGAUUUGGACACCACAAAAAAAACAAAAGAAAAAAAUGAUACUUAUGUUUGGGAGUUAGGGUUCGUGGGUGAGCACAACGUUAAUCAGGGAUGCGGAGUCAUCAAAAAUACUGCCAGAGGAUGUUGGCAACACCUCAUUUUGUGUCCAUAUUCAACUGUGUGUAAAGUGAACUGAAAACUCAAAACUGUCCUGUACUACUUCUUUUAUAAUGCAAUGUGUGUAAGUGUGUGUGAGUGUGUGCGUGUGUGUGAAUGUGUGUCACCCACUUGGCUUGUGAAAAAGCAGCUUGCCUUCUAUACUUCUUUUUCGGUUCCUAUAUAUUUACGUUAUCCAUCUGAAAUUUAUUUUUGUAUCGAUAUUUGACGAUAAGACUCGUUAGUUUUUUUUUUAAAGCAUGGUUUAAUUAUUAAUUUUUUUUCGUUGAAAAAUUAAAAGUGCUUUUCAAACUGUUAUCAUUUGACACAGUGAUUUGAAAAAAAAGAAAAAGAAAAAAGAUAUACAGUACCAUAUGCUGGUGUGUUGCACAACCACUUGGACUCCUGGCAAGAAUAUAUGAAAGAUUGUCUUCAUUUGAGCACGAACCUUUUUAUUACCAAUAAAGCAGCCUUCCAGUUACCACGGUCUGCUGGUUUCUUAUGGAUUCUUUAAGGACAUCUUGCUGUGGACCAUGCAGGGACAGGCAGUCAGGUUCAUGGCUGGUGAGGCACUGACUUGUUUCACCCUCAGGCCCUGCGAUGAGGUGGCGACUUGUCCAGGGUGUACCCCGCCUUCCGCCCGAUUGCACCUGGGAUAGACUCAAGCACCCCCGCGACCCUAAGAGGGACAAAAAACGGAUGUAAGGAUGUGAUAUUUUUUUAUUAUUAUUAGUUUGACAUUUUGAAAGCCUUUAUAUCAAAUGAUGUCACAGUUAUCAAUCCGUAUAAAUUUGCAUACAAUGAAGGAUUUUUCUCUUUUAAAACCUGUGACAUUAUCUGAUUCUAAAGGGACAUAAUAAAUUCCCAUUUUUUCUGAUAUUUUUUGGUUUGGGACUGAAGUUUAUUUUGAAAAAACUGAGCAAAAAAGGGAAACGUUUUAAAAAUUAAAAGAGUUUUAGGCUUUCCUUGGCUUUGAAGACAAUCAAAAUCCAGAGUCUAACUUUAAAUCCUUGCGCUCUAAUCAAUGUAUCCAGAAACACUUUGUUGCACUAAGUUUGUCAUGUGAGCAAGUUUUAAUGUUGUAAAUGUGAUAUUUUAUGUGUUGUUUACUGUUUUUAAUGUAACCUUGCUGCUGCCCUCUUGGCCAGGUCUUCCUUGAAAAAGAGAUCUUUGAUCUCAAUGGGAUUUUUUUUGCCUGGUUAAAUAAAGGCUAAA